AUGACCACUCACAAGCUUAGAUGUUGUGCAAACUUCCUUGAGAACUCUAAACACCACUUUGCCAUGAUUGCUUUGCAAUUUGGCUAUGCCGGCAUGAACAUCAUCACCAAGGUUUCCCUCAACCGUGGCAUGAGCCACUAUGUUCUUGUUGUUUAUCGCCAUGCCUUUGCCACUGCUGUCAUAGCUCCAUUUGCCUUCAUCUUUGAAAGGAAAGCUCAACCAAGGAUAACAUUCUCAAUUUUCAUGCAAAUUUUCAUCCUAGCUCUACUUGGGCCUGUGAUUGAUCAAAACUUCUACUAUGCUGGGUUGAAAUUGACAUCACCAACCUUUUCUUGUGCAAUGAGCAACGUGCUUCCUGCAAUGACUUUUGUGAUGGCAGUUUUAUGCAGGAUGGAGAAGAUCAACAUGAAGAAGGUGAGGUGCCAAGCAAAAGUGGUGGGAACAUUGGUGACUGUGGGUGGGGCCAUGUUGAUGACCUUGUACAAAGGACCUGUAGUGGAGAUGGUUUGGACCAAACAUGCCCUUCAUCAGAGGCAAGCCAAUAAUGCAACAACAAAUGCCUCAACACCUUCUGACAGAGAUUGGCUCAUUGGCUCCAUCCUCCUAAUCAUUGCCACACUUGCCUGGGCAUCCCUCUUUGUUUUACAAGCCAAAGCCAUUGAAACCUACAAAAAUCACCAGCUGAGCCUCACUUCACUCAUCUGCUUCAUAGGCACCAUUCAAGCCACUGCUGUUACUUUUGUUAUGGAACACAAGGCAUCAGUGUGGACAAUUGGCUGGGAUAUGAACUUACUUGCUGCUGCCUAUGCUGGGAUUGUUACAUCAAGCUUAUCAUACUACAUCCAAGGAUUGGUAAUUAAGAAGAAAGGACCUGUUUUCGCAACUGCAUUUAGCCCUCUCAUGAUGAUCAUUGUAGCCAUCAUGGGUUCCUUUAUCCUUGCAGAACACAUUUUUCUUGGAGGUGUGCUUGGUGCCGUCUUGAUCGUUAUAGGGUUGUACUCAGUUCUUUGGGGAAAACACAACGAACAAGUGGAGAAUAUAGUGGUGGAGGAUAUUCCCUUGCCUUUGAAGGGUGCAAUGCUUGAAGCAAAUCCAGAUUCCAUUGAUCACAAAUCUGAUUCCAACAACAUCUCUUCACACAUUAUUAACGUGAACAAUGAACCUCCAUUCAAAUCUAACAAUUAA
Messenger RNA from Sphenostylis stenocarpa, 1185 nucleotides. The record is from the annotation of a GenBank genome assembly. Lineage: Eukaryota; Viridiplantae; Streptophyta; Magnoliopsida; Fabales; Fabaceae.